AUGGACCGUCUCCUUGAGUCGCUCGAAGAAAUCCUCGAUGGACUUAAUGACCCCGAGUACGAAGUUGAGUACAGCAGCGGUGUGCUAACGUUGAAGCUCGGCGGCAAGGGAACGUACGUGAUCAACAAGCAGCCGCCAAACAAACAGAUCUGGCUCUCCUCGCCAUUCAGGUGGGUCUUAGGAACUGCCGACGGCUUUCGCACCGUUCUUCCGCUCGCUGCGUUACUUACCCUUACGCAUUCGUGUUGCAGCGGACCGAAGCGCUACGAUUACUCGGAGGCACAGGACGACUGGGUUUACAACCGCGAUGGGCACAUGAUGGGCGACCUGUUGAACCGUGAGCUGAGCAAUAUCCUCGGUGCAGAGAUUAGUUUGGGCGUAGAGAAGAUCUCAGGCCUUGAACCUGUAUGA
Messenger RNA from Fibroporia radiculosa, 411 nucleotides. RefSeq lists its product as uncharacterized. Gene Ontology annotation, cellular component: mitochondrion. Gene Ontology annotation, biological process: iron incorporation into metallo-sulfur cluster; intracellular iron ion homeostasis. The transcript has 2 exons. Gene Ontology annotation, molecular function: ferric iron binding; 2 iron, 2 sulfur cluster binding; iron chaperone activity. The coding region runs from base 1 to 411 and encodes 136 amino acids. The record is from RefSeq and is a predicted model, not a curated record. NCBI's taxonomy places the organism in Eukaryota, Fungi, Basidiomycota, Agaricomycetes, Polyporales, Fibroporiaceae.